AAGAAAGACCCAGAGUACAGCCUGAACAGAAGAAACGGAAACUCAACAACAAAAUGUUCUUCUUUCCUCUGAUUGUUGGGAUUUGGAAUCUUCAAAAAGUCCACACCCUGCAAUGUCUUGAGUGUACACCAGACACUUUUGGAUCCUGUACUGAGACAACAAAAGAGUGUCCUUCUCAGUAUCAUCAGUGUGCUUCAGCAAGGCUGGUCAUGUUUCUGGAAGGUACAAAGUUUCCUGGCAUCGAUGCUAAAAGUUGUGCUCUGGCUGAAGUGUGUGUUGAUGGCUCAUUCAACUUUGGUGCCACCAAAGGUGUGUACAAGACCAAAUGCUGCAGCGGAGAGCUCUGCAACAACUACACUGUCUCAGACUCUGACUCCACUCCAAAUGGUAAAAAGUGUUUCAGCUGUGUAGGACAAGACUGCAACAGAACCCUGAACUGUGAAGGGAAUGAGGACCACUGCAUCAAAGCAACAAUGAAUGUGGGAGGAAAUAGUCAGACCAUGAAGGGCUGCGCCUCUGAGCUGGUAUGCUCAGAUAAACUAUCUACUGUGCUGAAUCAGUUCAAAGGACUAGAACUGAACUCUGGAAUAGAAUGUUGCCAGGGUGACUACUGUAACAGUGCCAUCAAGACAAGUGCUAGUCUGCCGCUGCUGCUGGUGCCGCUCAGUUAUGUGGUUUGGUUUUAUUAACAGAUGGAAACAGCAGCAUCACUGCAAAGUAAGUCAUACUAUCUCAGCAGUUUCAUUCAGCAAAGGUCAAACCAUUUUGUAUUCAGGRCAUUUCUAAACCAAAACAUUUUUAAUUAUGACCACUAGAAAAUGUGUUGAUGUUAUUGCUGAAACGUGAAWUAAAACAGUUUCAAAACAAA
Messenger RNA from Austrofundulus limnaeus, 868 nucleotides. Its product is annotated as ly6/PLAUR domain-containing protein 8. The record is from RefSeq and is a predicted model, not a curated record. The transcript is spliced from 6 exons. The coding region runs from base 54 to 689 and encodes 211 amino acids. Lineage: Eukaryota; Metazoa; Chordata; Actinopteri; Cyprinodontiformes; Rivulidae.